ACAAACGCGGCCUGAGUCACGCUCGUAGCGUCGUAGCGUCGUAGCAACUGAGAGUUUGGGGCGAGCCAUGAGGAACGGACCGGGUGGUCAUUUAUCGUACCCAUCCAGGUCGGGUCUCCCCCAGUCUGAGGAAGAGCAUGACCCGUCCCGGAUGGCCUCGACCCUUCCGGCCAGCGGAGGCCACCGAAAGAAGGGCACGGGCGUGCGGGCCUGGCUGGUGGUGGACGCGAUGGGGCAAGCACAGGUGAUCGAGGCCGGCAAGCACGCCAUCAUGAGGCGCACGGGGCUGCCAGCGCGGGACCUUCGGAUCCUGGACCCGCUUCUCUCGUACCCGUCGACUGUGCUGGGUCGAGAGCGAGCCAUCGUGAUCAACCUGGAGCACAUCAAGGCCAUCAUCACCGCCCAGGAGGUGCUGUUGCUCAACUCUCGGGACCCAUCUGUGACCCCUUUUGUUGCGGAGCUCCAGCGGCGGCUAAUGCGUCACUACAACGCCACCACUGCGCAGGAGAACGGUGGUGAUAAUCCAAACUGGUCAAAUUUGUAUGAUUUGGGAGAGCCACAAUCAAGGACUGGUAGUCCUCAAGAUUUCUCUGGAGGGUUUCCACAGUUUCAGGAUCAGGAUCAGGAUGAGGAAGACAAGGCAGAGGGGAAACAAGGCCUCGACAAUCAAGACGGAUUGAAGGUUCUUCCAUUUGAGUUUGUUGCUCUGGAAGCAUGCCUUGAGGCUGCAUGCAGUUGCUUGGAAAGUGAAGCAAAGACAUUGGAGCAGGAGGCUCAUCCAGCCUUAGACAAGCUGACUUCAAAGAUUAGUACUCUCAAUUUGGAGCGCGUCCGCCAAAUUAAAAGCCGUUUGGUCGCAAUUACCGGACGUGUUCAAAAGGUUAGGGAUGAACUAGAACACUUGCUAGAUGAUGAUGAAGAUAUGGCUGAGAUGUAUCUUACUGAAAAGAUGAUUCAACAGCUUGAAAAUUCUUCUGGUUCCUCUCUGAGUGAGAAUGACGAAAUGGAUGAUGAAGUUCUUCAAUCAGACAAGGAUGAUAGGACACCUGCUGAAAUCUCACCAGAAGCAGGUGGGGUUUCUGCUAGUUACAAAGGUGAACUUCGAAACAUUGACAACUCCCAAGAGCAAGUUUUUGGUGCACGUAAUGCACUUAGUAGAGACAGCCAUGGGACCCGUACUAGUACUACUACUCACAGUGCUACAGGCAAAAACCUUGAUGUGGAGGAGCUUGAAAUGUUAUUGGAGGCAUACUUUGUGCAAAUUGAUGGCACGCUAAACAAACUAUCCACGCUGAGGGAGUACGUCGACGACACGGAGGACUACAUUAACAUAAUGCUGGAUGACAAACAGAAUCAUCUCCUGCAAAUGGGGGUCAUGUUGACAACAGCAACCUUGGUUUUGAGUGCCUUUGUCGUGGUCGCCGGUAUUUUUGGCAUGAAUAUCACGAUUGAGCUGUUCGAUGAGACCAAAGCGGGGAUGCCGCAGUUCCUGUGGACCGUUGGGGGUGGUGCAACUGGCAGUGUAUUUUUAUACGUGGUUGCUAUCGCCUGGUGUAAGCACAAGCGCUUACUAGAGUAGUGAAGAGGCCUUUGAAUGCUAGCGGCUGUUGUGUAUCUGCGCUGGAUGUAUUUUCUGGAGACAAACACAACUUUUUAUUCAUCGAAACUGUACUGGGUUACUACCAGUCAUACGCUUUGAAUGCUGUAAAAUUAAUGUGUUAAACAAUUUCAACUUGUCUACUUGUAUCAACAUGUGUUUCGAAUAGCGCCAUGAAAAGCUAUUACAAUUCUUAAGCUCAUUAUAAUUUUUUAACGAA
Molecule: messenger RNA, 1817 nt
Organism: Alnus glutinosa
Lineage: Eukaryota; Viridiplantae; Streptophyta; Magnoliopsida; Fagales; Betulaceae
Product: magnesium transporter MRS2-3-like
Exons: 6
Coding region: 68-1579 (503 amino acids)
Biological process (GO): transmembrane transport; magnesium ion transport
Cellular component (GO): membrane
Molecular function (GO): magnesium ion transmembrane transporter activity
Source: RefSeq, a predicted model, not a curated record